Molecule: messenger RNA, 957 nt
Organism: Myotis daubentonii (Daubenton's bat)
Lineage: Eukaryota; Metazoa; Chordata; Mammalia; Chiroptera; Vespertilionidae
Product: olfactory receptor 51A7-like
Biological process (GO): G protein-coupled receptor signaling pathway
Cellular component (GO): plasma membrane
Molecular function (GO): olfactory receptor activity; G protein-coupled receptor activity
Source: RefSeq, a predicted model, not a curated record
AUAUAUUCCAACUGAUUUAUCAUGCACAUUAUCAAUUCCUCUAACACUGAGAUCCCCACCUUCUUUCUGAUUGGAAUCCCAGGACUGGAGCAUGCUCAUGUAUGGAUCUCUAUUCCCAUCUGCCUCAUGUACCUGCUGGCCAUUCUCGGCAACUGUGGCAUCCUCUUUGUGAUCAGGACAGAACCCUCGCUCCAUGCACCCAUGUACUAUUUCCUCUCCAUGUUGGCUAUCUCUGACCUGGGCCUGUCCCUCUCAUCCCUCCCCACUAUGCUGAGGACUUUUGCUUUCAAUGCUACCGGAAUUUCCCCAAACGCCUGCUUUGCUCAAGAAUUCCUCAUCCAUGGAUUCAUGGAUAUGGAGUCCUCAGUGCUCCUGGUUAUGUCUUUUGACCGCUUUCUGGCCGUACGCAACCCUCUUAGAUACAGCUCUAUCCUCACCAAUGCCAGAGUUGCCAAGCUGUGCCUGGUGUUUUUCCUAAAAAGCCUGCUCUUAGUGCUCCCCUUUCCUUUCGCUCUCAAAAGCUUGACAUAUGGUAAGAAACACCUGCUCUCUCACUCCUAUUGUCUCCAUCAGGAUGUCAUGAACCUGGCCUGCUCUGACAACACAAUUGACUUUUUCUAUGGUUUUUUUGUUGCCCUCUGUAUGAUGUUAGACAGUGUGUUCAUUGCUGUGUCAUACGUCUUCAUCCUGAAGACCGUGAUGGGAAUUGGAUCCCAUAAGGAACGGCUCAAAGCCCUCAACACCUGCGUCUCCCACAUCUGUGCUGUGCUCAUCUUCUACGUGCCCAUCACUGCUUUGGCCUUUAUGCACCGCUUUGGCAAACACAAGUCCCAAAGUGCCACGAUCCUCGCUGCUGAUAUCUUCUUGCUAGUGCCACCUCUGAUGAACCCCAUUGUAUACUGUGUAAAAACGCGGCAAAUUCGUGAGAAGAUUCUAGGGAAAUUUGGUAUAAAAUAA